Messenger RNA from Mycosarcoma maydis (corn smut), 1506 nucleotides. RefSeq lists its product as uncharacterized. The record is from RefSeq and is a predicted model, not a curated record. The transcript has a single exon. Gene Ontology annotation, molecular function: peroxiredoxin activity. Bases 1 to 1506 code for a protein of 501 amino acids. Lineage: Eukaryota; Fungi; Basidiomycota; Ustilaginomycetes; Ustilaginales.
AUGCCACGAAUCCCUUAUAGAUAUCCGGCGGCCGGCGCGGACCCGAUUGCCGAUGCCAUCCGAGAACGACGGGGAGCCCGAGGACUCACUCCACUAGACGGGUCGUUGCUCAAUGCGCCCGCCAUCGCCAACGGCUGGAAUACGCUGUUGGGAGCUACCAGGACCAAGAACUCAAUUCCCGAUGAUGUGCGAGAGAUGAUGAUCCUGCGUGUUGCCGCGCACAAUUCGGCCAACUUUGAAUGGAUCCAGCAUGCGCCUGUCGCUGAAAAGGCCGGCUGUACCACCGCGCAGCUGGCAGCGGUACGUGAUGUGCGAGCACCCUUGUCGACGUCCUCGGUGCUUAGCCCACUUGCAAAGGCCGCACUCGCGCUCGCCGAUGACAUGACCACCAAGGUCAAAGUUCAAGACUCAACCUUUGCGUUGCUCAAGUCGGCUUUCGCCAACAACGUCAAGGAGCUCGGCGACAGCGGCAAGCUAGAUGGAUUCGAGGGCGAAGAUCUAGUCAAUAGGAAGCUUGCAGAGGCUACGCUCACGGUGGCCGUGUACAACAUGGUGUCUCGUUUCCUUGUUGCUAUUGAUGUCGACGACCGUGCUAACACGCCAGUUCCGAAGCCUGAAGGCAGCGAGCACGUCCAAGAUCAAGCUACUCUCUCCCUUCCUGUCAAUGGACCCAGCUCAUCAGCAGGCAGAGGCCUCGUGCAGCUUCCAGAUGGUCAGCUGCUGAGCACGCGUGUCCAUUUCCACAGCAUGACAGCUCCCUGGAUCGUUCUAGUCAACUCGCUCAUGACCAACCUGAGCAUGUGGGAUGCCGUCAUUCCGGCACUUUCGUCACGCUUCAACAUUCUUUCCUACGACCAGAGAGGACACGGUAGUUCUGCUAUUCCUGCUGAGCCUUGCACGAUUGCACAGCUUUCAGAUGACGUCGCCUUCUUGCUGGAUAGUCUGGCGGUGAAGAAGGCGUAUGCGGUGAUUGGAGUGUCUCAGGGUGGUGCCACCGCCCUUUCCUUUGCGCUGCGUCAUCCAGACAGGUACGAGAAGCUGGUGGCUUGUGAUACGCAGCCAAGCACACCUGCUGCCAAUGUGGCUGCUUGGGACGAGCGCAUUGCCUUGGCUAGGAGUAAGGGAAUGGAUGAACUGGCGGCUGUCACGGUGCCACGAUGGUAUGGUCCUGGUUCGCAGGCUAGCGCAGAGUGCAGAGCAAGGACAGAAGAGAUGGUUAAGGCGACACAGGUAGAAGGCUUUGCCGCCGGUGCGCGCGCUCUGCAGAACUACGAUCUGAUUCAGGAUGGCAUUGUGGAGGCGUUCAGCAAAGCGUCUUCGAGUCGUCAUCUGCUCCUUGCUGGCGAAGCGGACGGCAAGCUUCCAGAAACGCUCCAAGCGUUUACUUCCAAGCUCGCCGAGGCGGGCGCCAACGCGGAGUUCGUCAGCAUCCCCAGCGCUGGACACUUGCCCAUGUGCGACAAUCCAGACGCUUGGCUCGAGCCUGUUCUUAAGUUUCUUGCCUGA